This is a messenger RNA of Stegostoma tigrinum, 2920 nucleotides long. RefSeq names its product mitochondrial ribosomal protein L38 (gene mrpl38). The coding region runs from base 445 to 1605 and encodes 386 amino acids. Lineage: Eukaryota; Metazoa; Chordata; Chondrichthyes; Orectolobiformes; Stegostomatidae. The record is from RefSeq and is a predicted model, not a curated record. The transcript has 9 exons. Gene Ontology annotation, cellular component: mitochondrial large ribosomal subunit.
CGGAGAGGGUCUAGGCCCGAAACAUCAGCUUUUGUGCUCCUGAGAUGCUGCUGGGCCUGCUGUGUUCAUCCAGCUCCACACUUUGUUAUCUUGGAUUCUCCAGCAUCUGCAGUUCCCAUUAUCAGAGUUAACGUUUCGGAUCCUGUGACCCUUCCUCGAAAGGGCUGACGGGAUACUGGUAGACUGCCAUGGGAGGUCCGAUGUCCAGGGGCUGACGGGAUACUGAGGAAAGGUCACCGGACCCGAAAGGUUAAUUUUGAUUUUGUUUUUCUUCAAAGAUGCUGGUAGAUCUGCUGAGCCUUUCCACUAACUUCUGUUUUUGCCGCUGACAUGAUACUGGCACAUUGUCGAGGUUGUCCGCUUGCUAGGGGCUGACGGGAUACUGUAGACUGCCGUAAAGUUGCGGAUGGCUGAUGGGAUACUGGCAGACUGGCACUGAGAAAGAUGGCGGUGUUGGUGAGGAUGUGGACCGGUUCCUUGUGUGGUUUGGUGCGGAGCCUGAAGGUCAUGGAGCCGGUCAGGACGGUGACGGGCAGCGCUGUGCUUUGUAAACGUGCGGCUCCAUUGGGGCCAAUGCCCAACGAAGACAUUGAUGUGACAAACCUGGAGUCUCUGGAAAAGUACCGUAGCUAUGCCCGAUAUCUGCAGCAAGCAGAGGAAAAGAGCCGGCAGCCAACCUGGUGGAAGACUUAUAAGCAAUACACACAAGAGCCUGCUUCGGAGAAAAUUGACAUUGGUCUCCCUCAUUUUAGAGAAUCUCGGAAGAAGCAACUGAGGGAGCGCAGGCGCAUCACCAGGGAAAACCACAAAAACUCUGACCUUGAAAGACAAGCACGACAUAGGACAUUGUCAGUUCCGCUGGACGAGGUGAAAGCUGAAUGGGAGAUAACAAACGGGCCUUUCCAUUUGCGGAAAAUCAGCGAACACUAUGCUGUUUACAGAGACCUGUUCAACGGAGCAACUUUCCUUCCUCGUGUGAUGCUGCGUGUUCAGUAUGACUGUGAGGAUGACGUUGUGCCAGUAUAUCAUGGGAAUGUGGUCACCCCCACAGAGGCUUUAAAUUCUCCAAAAGUGUCUUUUGAAGCAGAAGCGGGGUCCCUUUGGACACUGCUGUUUACCAAUCCAGACGGACAUCUGAGAGACAAUGAUUCCGAGUAUGUCCACUGGCUGGUCGGUAAUAUACCUGGGAAUGCUGUAUCAGAUGGAGAGGAUGUCUGUCAUUAUUUCCCCCCUUUCCCUGCCAAAGGUACAGGAUAUCACCGCUGCAUCUUCAUCCUUUUUAAGCAGGAUAAAGUAAUCGACUUCAAAGAAGACUUCAGACCAUUGCCCUGUCACAGUUUGAAGAUGCGAACCUUUAAGACUUUGGAUUUCUACAAGAAACAUGAGGAUCUGUUGACUCCAGCUGGACUGGCUUUCUUUCAGUGUCGUUGGGAUGAGUCAGUCACAGACAUCUUCCACAAACUGCUGGAUAUGAAGGAGCCGGUGUUUGAAUAUGACUUUCCUCCAGUCUACCAUCCGCCUCAGAAGAAAUACCCUCAUGGUCAGCCGCUCCGGUACCUGGAUCGAUAUAGAGACAGCCAUGAGCCCACCUAUGGGAUCUACUGAUCUGGCAUGUGCUUUUUCAGGAAACACCCAGGCCUUGGCAGUUCGAGCUCAGGCUUACCGUCCAAAGUUAGUCUUAGCACCUCCCUUUAUUAGCACAGCAGCAAUCCUGUAAACAAUUUCACUGCACCACUUGUCCAAAAAACGCAUGUACUGAUGGAACAGAAAUAAAUAUUUUACUAAUAUACUGGUGUACUUAGAAAAAUUGAAAAUGUGUGCAAGCAGUUUUUCCAUCCGAGCUGCUGACUCAAGCUGAAGGCUGCUAGUUCUGAGUCAUUAACCCAGACUGUUAUAUAAGCCAAAAAACAGGAAUUCAGAGGAGUUACAUUACAACUGGAACUGCACUUCAAAAGCAAUUCAAUGUCUAGAAAAUGCUUCAGGAUGAACUGAGGUCAUGAAAAACCAUACAAGUAUAAAAUAGCUUAUUUCUCACAAGAAAUGAACUGUUGUUCAGUAUUGAAGAUCAUCAUAUAUCAUAGAAUCAUCGAACCCCAACAUUGCAGAAGGAUGCCUGAGCUUGCUGUCCUUGCAAACUAUUAAAAAGUAAACCAGCAGCAGUUUAAAGCAAAAGGAGAUGUUGGUGUAGUGUGAGGGUCACCAGAACAGUAAUCCAGAAGUGCAUGGGUUCAAAUCCCAACAAUCUGGAAUUGAAAGUUAAUGCCUAUGAUGGUGACCAUGAAACUAUCACUGAUUGUCACAAAAGCAAUUCACUGCCCUUAAGAAAAUCCCCCAAGACCAUCUGGUCUGGCCGAUGUGUGUCUCCGGACCCACAGCAAGAUAGCUGAUUUUUAACUACGCUCUCAAAAGGGCGUGCAAGGCACAGAGUCCAAGGAUACUGGCCUGUUAGCCCCAUCCCAUGAAAGAAUAGGAAUAAAAACAUUCUGGGGAUUGAAACUAAUGUACAACAGGGGUGUAAAAUGGGCUCAGAAUCAGCAGCUAAUUUUUCACUGUACCCACUGAAACUGUUCAGACUCUUUACGGAGGCUCAUUUCCUCAAUUCACUGUCACAUCUCUCUUAGUUUGAAAAUUAAAAGUCUUGGCAACAUUUCUCAAGUCAGUGUAAAUUGAAAACUGUUCCAGUGAAAAGUCUGCUCCUGAUUCUGUACAAUAUGCUGGUAGUUAUACAUCACUAUUACUGGUGUUAAGUUUUUUUUAAAAUUUCAAUUUAUUUAAUUAACUGAAUUUAAAUUCCAUCCGGUAACAGAACCCAUUUGCUGGUUCAUCUUCCGAAACCUCUGGAUUACUGUACCUUGAUAAUGUAAUUGAAGUUCAUGAACUUGUUUAAUAAAAGUUAAUAAAAUGCUCAUUUAAUAAAGAA